GGAGUAGAAGAAGAAGGAGUAGACGAAGAAGAAGAGGCGGCAGUGGCGGCUUCAAGAACUGCAUUUAUCAUGUGAUCAGUAUUGGCCUUUACUCUGCGAAGCCUACAUUGUUACAGCUAUCAAAGUAUUCGUACUUAAUAGCCAAGGGUUAAAUAUAGGAAUUAUACAGCGGGAUGUUCAAUCCACACAUCCAUCAUCAGCAGCAGCAGCAGCAGCAGCAGCAGCAGCGGCGGCAACAACAGUUACAACACCCCCGGCAGCUACAGCAACUUUACCAGCAACAGCCGCCGCCUCGCCCAGUGCAUCAUGUUGCCCAUCACCCUCGUCAGGCACAGCGACCCAUCCCAGUGCCCCGCCAGGCUGCCCCACUACCAUGGAUUGUUAACCUGCGCCAGGCAACUCAGACCACAAUUGCAUCCAACCUCGUGCUACAGAGGGCCUUGAUAAUGCAGCAGAUGCAACCUAGCAUGCAUGGCUCUCCAGUGGGUGGUCAGCAAUUUCGUCGGUUCUUCCCAGCUGGGGCCAGGUCCUCCCUACUUGGACCUGUUCCUAUGGGCAUGCCCAUGAGGUCUUCCAUGAUGGGCUACCAUGUCACCCGACACGUCUACCCCGAUGCUCGCUACAAUAGAAAUAACAGCACAGCUUCAACCUCCAUGGACAUGGCAGCUCGCCAGCAGGACAGGAAGAAAGACAAUAAGCAGAGCGCUGCAGGGGGUGGAGAGAGCCAAUCAGCAGCCAGUAGUACCAUUGACACCAAUAACAAGGCUGGAACAGAUGGAGCAGGAGAUUCAGAUGGACACAUGCAACCAGGAGAUUCAGAUGGACACAUGCAACCAGGAGAUUCAGAUGGACAUGAACAACCAGGAGAUUCAGAUGGACACGAACAACCAGGAGAUUCAGAUGGACACGAACAACCAGGAGAUUCAGAUGGACACGAACAACCAGGAGAUUCAGAUGGACACAUACAACCCACAGAAGAGAUUGCUGAAGAACCUGUAUCCAAAAAGAUGAGAACUGAGGGGUCAGAGGAGCUCAAUCAAGAAUCCAUUGCAGAGAGUGACAUAAGAGUUCCUACUCCAGAAUACAGCAAUGACACUGAGAAUUGCGAGUCUGUUGAGUGCAGCAGUCUGGAGGAAGGGGGUUUAGUUGCAGGAUCUGAGGCUGUUGUAGCACAGGAAGAGAGCAGCGCUGCUGAGGUACACGGUGAUGAAUGGGCCUUGUCACCUCCUGACAUGCUGAAUGACGAGAGUCAGUCAAUGGAUUUAGCUCUGGAGCAUACACCAGAGGAAAAAGGUAUCCCACUGGGAUCUCAAGGCAACCAGGAGGACGGUAAAGAGCAAGGAGUGGAGGAAGCCAACAAGUUCUGCUGCGGUUUCUGCGGCAUUACCUGCCACAAUCAGCAAGAUGGCUGGUCCCCUCAGACUGAUGUUACACUAAACAACAUGGCCCCGGAUGAGGAAUAUAAUCCGGACACAGUCUAUGGAUCUAAAUUUUUAGUUCCAGUGGCUGGUUUUAUCUGCAGGCUCUGUAAUAAAUUCUACAUAUUUGAGUCCUCUGCCCCUCAUUCACACUGCAAGUCCUUGAAACACUUCGAAAACCUGAAGAAAUACAGCAGUGCAUGCAGCCAAGCUGGCAACGCAGAGGGCUCUCGCAAGUGUACCACCGCCCAGGCAAUGCAGCCCACCAUCAAUAUUGUCCGAAUUAAGCUGCCAUCAGACACCCAGCCAAAGGACAAAAAAACAGAACCCACCUCAACACCACAGGACAUUCCAACGUCAUCAGCCAGCACCAGUUUCGCAGAACCAGAUCAUGAUCUCAACAGUUUAGAAGAGACCCCAUCCCAGGCCUCUGUAAGUCAGGCAAAUCCUUCUGAGUUGUCUGCCAGCAGUGAUGAACUAGGCUGUGAGGCAGCUGUGGCUGUUGAAGAGGCCAAGAAAAAGAACAAAGGAACUGCUGAUACACCACAGAAGAGUAUCACAGGGAAAGGGAAAGCACGUAAAAGGAAGUCAGGGAGAGUUGCAGCUAAACAUUGAAUUAAAGAAAGGAUGGGGAGAGAGGAUACUCAGUACAAUCUUUACUUGUAGGUCAGUUGGUCAGUUGUUGUUCCUUUUUUUUUUUUUUUUUGUAUAGUAAAGGCCACCACACCUGUGCAGAAGCAGAGCGGUGAGUGAAAUGGCUCAAGUCAUGUGCUGUCUUUAGCACAUAUAUGAAACACCAGCCGACGCCUGUUAAACAUGCUAUACCGGGGGCACCCCGGUGACUCACCUGGUAGAGUGCGUACCACAUAAGGCCAAGUCCUUACUGCAGCGGCCUGGGUUCGAAUCCGGCCCGGUCCCUUUGCUGCAUGUCAUCCCCUCUCUCUUUCCUGCCAAAAAAAAAAAAAAAAAACCUUAAAUUAAAAACUUGCUGUACCGAAAACAUAUUCCACUGGACUUGGUCGUGUGGCUAAUCUAAUCUCACAUGAAAAUUGCCGUAUAUUUCUUACUGCCCUGCAAAACUAGCAAAGUCCUUUUUGUUGUAGAGAAUAUGAAUCUGUAGGAGCACUGAAACCUGGAAAAAGAACAGUGUUAUGAGAAUUCAUAGCUCAUCAAGCAGACAUGUUUCAACUUGAUGUUAGAUACCACCAGUUUUGGGGGGGUUAUUUUGAAAUAAACAAGUGUUCUUGA
This is a messenger RNA of Lampris incognitus (smalleye Pacific opah), 2666 nucleotides long. RefSeq names its product cdkn1a interacting zinc finger protein 1a (gene ciz1a). Gene Ontology annotation, molecular function: nucleic acid binding; zinc ion binding. Gene Ontology annotation, cellular component: nucleus. The coding region runs from base 174 to 2033 and encodes 619 amino acids. The transcript is spliced from 12 exons. NCBI's taxonomy places the organism in Eukaryota, Metazoa, Chordata, Actinopteri, Lampriformes, Lampridae. The record is from RefSeq and is a predicted model, not a curated record.